UAUACUUGAGGAAAUCUGCAGACCACAUACUGAUGGGACAGUUAGAACAGAAAUAUGAGAUCAUCUCUAGGCCCCCUCUCCUUGAGUUUGACACCUGUGACUUAGGUAUUGAUGAAUGAGGGACUAACCUCGAGUUUAUCACAAAUGAAUGAGUAGCUUACUACUAGUGAACUACUGACAAAUAAGUUACUAACUUCUAGUCACCACCUGUCAGUGUUAACUGGCUGAUUUUAGUCUAAUAUUGGCCGUUAAACAGCCAUCAUUCAUCAUGUCCCUAACCACAAACAGGACAAAGCAUGACAUGUCCUGAUUUUUGGUUUUUGGUUUCAUUUUAUAGAAGUGUUCCCAAAACACCAGAGAUCCAAACGAGUGAAUUUUGGCAUCAGGCACAAAAGCAUGGCUCCAUUAAUAUUUACCAUCUUCAGACAGAGCUAUUGGAUGAGACAGGAUUUAUGUUAACUAGUAUUCUGUGAGCUCAACACCAAAUAAAGGCAGCAGUAAACAUUUAUCUUUUUAUUUUCUCUACUGGAAACCAUGCCUGUAUCCUCCACUGCAUUUUUGAUGGACAUGAGACAGUCUGUGUGGAUUUCUGUGGGCUGUAUUUUAUUAUUGAUGAAACUGAAAACAAUGAAAUGCUCUACAAAGAGAAAAUACAUUUCAGUGUCAGAAAAUACUGCAGAGGAAAGAGAUAAAAAUAGAUCCAACAUGGUGACACAAUACAGAAGAUUUUCAAUUAAAAGAAGAAACUGAUUCCAACAUUUUUAAGGAUGUUCCCAACAUAGUUAUAAUAUGAGACAUAUAAAAAUAUGAAAAUUAUAAACCAAAUCAGAGCUUUCUUCAUCAGAAGUAUACUGAUAUUUUCUAAUCUGCCUGUGUAUCCUUCUGUCUGUUCACUCUGAUAACUGGAAGAAGAGGACGGAAAUGUCUCUGCUGAGAUAACAUCUCUGUUUGUGGUCUGCUCAGAGGAAAAUCCUCGUAAGGACACUUUAGUCUCUCGUUCAUAGCGACUAAGCUCUAAAGUUCUCCUCUGGGCGUCUAGAAUAACAUCUUUUUCAAGUUUUUGAUGUCUGAAAAUUCUCAUUACUGUCAGUUUUUCUCUGUUUUAUGAGGCAUUAAUGGACAAUCUGCAGGAACACUUCUAAACAUUUGGGAGCAUGAACAUCAUCCUGAUCUCCUCUCUGCUGGGUGUGUCUCUUCUUAAAGUCGUUUUGGCUGAAGAGCCUCCACAGGUCAGCGUGUCAGUGUGGCCUAAAGGACUGAACAUCUACCUGGAUGAGAGCGUGCUGCUUCGCUGCAGCAUGGAGUCAAACUCCAGCUCUGUGUGGACCCAUCGAUGGUUCAGACACAGACCGGACUCUGCCCCAACCCUGAACCCUAGACACCUGGUCUCAGGUGACAGCUACUCCAUCACCGCGGUAACCAGAGAGGAUGGGGGCAGCUACCAGUGUCAGGCAGAGAGGAGGGAGGGGAACAUCAGCUCUGUGGUGAUCCUUAGCCAGCCGGUUGUUCUCAGGGUGUUGGAUGUGGCCCCUGCCUCUCUGACGGUGACCCCCAGUAGCAGACAGAUGUUCAGAGGGGAGCGUUUCUCUGUCCACUGCCCUGGUUCUCACUCUAACUCCUCCUGGACGCUGAGGCGGCUCUCACCGGGUCAAACUGAGAGGAGCAGAGCCUUCCAUACUGACCGGUGUUCACCACUAGGGGGAGCUGUUAGCACAGACAGACCUCAUACAUGUGUGUUCACUGCUGGGAGAGAGACCGGGGGCCUUUACUGGUGUGAGGGAGCCGAGGGCCGCAGCAACGCAGUCAGCAUCUCAGUGAGCUAUGGCUCAGUCAUCCUCAGGACUCCAGCCUCUCCUGUAUUUGAGGGCAGUGCAGCCUCUUUACUUUGUCAGUACAGGACAGGAAGUUACGGAAAGACGAUCUUCUUUAAAGAUGGAGUAAAAGUCAACAAGUCGACGUCUUCGAUCUCAAACACAGAGAUAAAGAUGAUGAUUGACAACGUGACGAAGGAGGAUGAAGGUUUCUAUAAAUGCUCUUCUGAUGACAGACGGGUGGAGAGUCCAGAGAGCUGGUUAUCAGUGACGCCUGGUCGAGGAAAUGGGACGUCAACAGAUGGGAGAGAAGCUUCCACUGGCUCCUGGAUAUGGAUCUUAGUUUCAUGCAUACUUCUCCUGCUGCUCACUCCUCUCUCUGUCUGGCUCAUUCGCCACUACAGGUACCAGACCUUUUGCACUCGCAGCUGUUGGCCAUCUUCUAAAAAGCGGCGUCCAGCCGUGCAGCUUCCUGCAACCAAACAGGAUGUGACAGAGGUGCAGUGGGACCUGUCCUGGAUGGAGAUGUCCGACCUGCUGGAUAAACAUUUGUACCCUGGCACCUAAAGGAUCUGUCCAAUUUAAGGGAUUGUUCGGUCAAAGCUGCUUCCACAGUGAAGCCAGACAAUGUGUUUAUGAUACUGGUAUUAAAAAAGUUUAUUUAAGGUGUACCACAAGGAUCUAUACAUUUAUCCCUCUUGUUAAACCUCGGAAAUGGCGACAGUACUCACAUAUAAAAUUCUAAAUCAUCCCUUUGAUGCAGAGCAUUAAAGUCAACAUAGAAAAUAUUGUUAAUUACGAUAUUUAAUGUUUUACAUACAUAUUUUGUGACCUUGUAAAGCUGUAUUUAACAGCUGUAUACAUUUACGGGGGGUUUCAUUCCUGAAAAGAUGUCAUGGGUGUUGUCAAUUUCACUGGUAGGGAAAUGUAUUGAAUAUAUGUAAUUCUAAUAUUUCUGAGAUGUUCUUUAUCACAUAAGAAUCCACAUAA
Messenger RNA from Cheilinus undulatus (humphead wrasse), 2801 nucleotides. RefSeq names its product immunoglobulin superfamily member 10-like. The coding region runs from base 1155 to 2378 and encodes 407 amino acids. The transcript is spliced from 8 exons. The record is from RefSeq and is a predicted model, not a curated record. NCBI's taxonomy places the organism in Eukaryota, Metazoa, Chordata, Actinopteri, Labriformes, Labridae. Gene Ontology annotation, molecular function: transmembrane signaling receptor activity. Gene Ontology annotation, biological process: cell surface receptor signaling pathway.